CUAUUUUUUUUUCUUUCGUCCACCAAACUUAGUUUGCGAGAUGCUGGGAUUGGAUUUAUUCUUGUCAUAGACCGCAGACAGGACAAAUGGAACUCCGUGAAAGCUUCCGUACUGCGGAUAGCAGCAGCUUUCCCAGGAAACUUGCAACUAGUCCUCGUCCUGCGCCCAACGGGAUUUUUUCAUCGUGCUCUCUCAGACAUUGCUUUCAAAUUCAACAAAGAUGAGUUUAAAAUGAAAGUACCUAUCAUAAUGCUGGGCUCAGUAUCAGAACUGCAGAGUUACAUUGAUAAAACACAAUUAACAGAAGAUCUUGGUGGCACCCUGGAUUACUGCCAUAACAGAUGGCUGUCCCGUCGCACUGCUAUAGAAAGUUUCGCCCAAAAGGUCAAGCAAACAGCUCAGAUUCUUCAGUCCUUUGGGGCUGAGCUGGCUGAAACAGAGCUACCAAAUGAUGUGCAGUCAACCAGCUCCCUUCUUGCAACACACACAGACAAGAAGGACAAAAUGAAGGAGGAUAUCAGGCUAGCAGUAGAACAGGGAGAUGAUAUCCUUGCAAGUAUUACAAAACCAGUUUCUGAGAAUCCUGAAUACAAACUGAAUCAAGAUCAGCUAGACAAUCAAACGACGGUAGAAAGGCUUCUGGCUCAAUUACAUGAAACAGAGACUGCCUUUGAUGAGUUUUGGAUUAAGCACCAGCAAAAACUCGAGCAGUGUCUGCGCCUUCGGAAUUUUGAACAGAAUUUCAGAGAGGUCAAAGCAGCUCUGGAUAUUGUGUCCGAGAGACUGUCUGCUUUCACAGAUGUGGGAAACAGCUGUUCACAUGUGGAGCAUAUUUUGAAAGAUCUUGCCAACUUUGAAGAAAAAUCAUGUGAAACUGUAGCAAAAGCCAGAAUGCUAGCCUCGGAGAGUGAUGCUUUUAUUCAAAGCAAUCAUUAUGCUGUGGACUCCAUUAUCCCAAAAUGCAGUGAACUUCAUCAUCUCUGUGAUGCCAUCACUACUGAGACAGAACGGAGGAGGAAUCUUCUUAACAAAUCUCUAGAACUGCAUGGCUUACUAGAAAAGUGUAUGAAGUGGUGCGAUGAAGGAAUCUACCUGCUGGCUUCACAGCCAGUAGAUAAGUGUCAGUCUCAGGAUGGUGCAGAAUCAGCGUUACAGGAGAUUGAGAAAUUCCUGGACACUGGUGCGGGCAAUAAAAUCAAGGAAUUGAAUAAAAUUUACAGAGAGUAUGGGCACAUCCUCAGUGAGGACCUAAAGGAGCAUGUGCAAAAGGUUUUCCAGAAGCAAGAAAGUAUGGAAGAAAUGUUUCAGAAGAGACAAGUAAGUCUUAAGAAACUGGCAGCUAAGCAGACACGUCCUGUUCAGCCAGUUGCACCUAGACCUGAAGCCUUUGUAAAAUCUCCUUGUACCUCUCCAAGUCUUCAAAGCGAAUACGUAUCCAACUCAGAAAGCAGUGCACUUCGGAGGGUAAACUACAGAAGGGGAAAGAGUGAAAUGACUGAACUCCAUCAAAGCAGAGGAGGAUCUACAAUGGAUGAUGAGGAAAACCUAGCUGUGUUACGGCAGCAUGUGAUUAAUGAACUUAUUGAGACUGAACGAGCAUAUGUGGAAGAACUUCUCUGUGUUCUUGAGGGAUAUGCUGCAGAGAUGGACAACCCCUUAAUGGCUCAUCUUAUUUCACCAGAACUCCAAAAUAAGAAGGAUAUCUUGUUUGGGAAUAUGGAAGAAAUUUAUCACUUUCACAACAGAAUAUUCUUGAGAGAACUAGAAAACUAUGUAGAAUACCCAGAACUAGUAGGACGGUGCUUUCUCGAUCAGAUGGAAGAUUUCCAGAUUUAUGAAAAAUACUGUCAAAAUAAACCUCGAUCUGAAAGUUUGUGGAGACAGUUUUCAGAUUCUGUCUUCUUUCAGGAAUGACAAAGGAAACUUGAUCACAAGCUCAGUUUGGACUCAUACUUGCUGAAACCCGUUCAAAGAAUAACCAAAUACCAAUUAUUGCUAAAGGAAAUGCUCAAGUACAGUAAGAACUGUGAUGGUGCUGAAGAUCUUCAGGAGGCAUUAACUUCUAUUCUGGGUAUUCUCAAAGCAGUUAAUGAUUCUAUGCACCAGAUAGCCAUUACAGGCUAUGAUGGAAACCUGAAUGAGCUGGGCAAGCUUUUAAUGCAGGGAUCCUUCAAUGUCUGGACUGAUCAUAAAAAGGGUCACUCAAAGGUGAAAGAUUUAGCACGCUUCAAGCCAAUGCAGCGACAUCUCUUCCUCCACGAGAAAGCAGUGCUCUUCUGUAAAAAGCGAGAAGAAAAUGGAGAGGGAUACGAGAAAGCACCUUCCUAUAGCUACAAACACUCCUUAAAUAUGGCAGCAGUUGGGAUAACAGAAAAUGUCAAAGGUGAUGCAAAAAAGUUUGAAAUUUGGUAUAAUGCAAGGGAAGAAGUUUACAUUAUACAGGCACCAACCCCUGAAGUUAAAGCUACUUGGGUAAAUGAGAUAAGAAAAGUACUGACGAGUCAACUGCAGGCAUGCAGAGAAGCUAGUCAGCACAGGACACUAGAACAAACACAGAGUUUACCUCUACCAGCAUCAUCUUGUACAAGUCCUUCACGGAACCACAUCAGAAACACCAAAAAAAUGGAGGAGAGAAAAGCUGAUCUCACAAGCCUAGAAGGUUAUGGCACCACAGUAGCACCAAAGCACCCUGAGAAAUGCAAAGAUGACACUAGCUCUACCUCAGAAUGCUCUGUACUGUCAAAAAAGUGCUUUACACUGCAGGGCUUUGCUAACCUCAAAAGUCAGAAAGCUUCUCCUACCAGUCCUGACAAAAAAGCUAAACGACACGAAGUAGUGAGUGACCCAACUCCUUUUGGUUUAAGAGGUUGGGCUAAAACCUCUCAUUCCCUUGAUGCAUCUGAAGAAAACGAUGGCUGGUCUAGCGCUGAGGAACCACUGAAUUCAUCAGAUGCGGAGGAAGAAGGAGGAGGAGGGGGAGGCGAGAUGAAGCUGACUCCUGGUAAAUAUACAGUUGUGACUGAUUAUGAGAAAGGAGUUGCUGAAGAAUUUACAGUGAAAAGUGGAGAACUAGUUCAACUGAUUCGUGAAGGGGAGGAUGGACUUUGGUAUGUGAAGAACCUGAGCACUGGUAGAGAAGGCUGGAUCCCAGCAAACAAUCUGCUGAUGCUCAUAGGCAAUUCAAAAUCAGCUCAAUCCUUAAGCAGCUCUGAAUCAGGCACUGCCUCCAGCACUUUGAGCACAUCAUCAAGUUGCAGUGAUAGCUGCAAUGCCAGCAGCACCAGCUUCUCGGACAUUAAGGGCUAA
Molecule: messenger RNA, 3306 nt
Organism: Apaloderma vittatum (bar-tailed trogon)
Lineage: Eukaryota; Metazoa; Chordata; Aves; Trogoniformes; Trogonidae
Gene: MCF2L
Product: MCF.2 cell line derived transforming sequence-like
Exons: 29
Biological process (GO): positive regulation of Rho protein signal transduction; intracellular signal transduction
Cellular component (GO): extrinsic component of membrane; cytoplasm
Molecular function (GO): guanyl-nucleotide exchange factor activity; protein binding
Source: RefSeq, a predicted model, not a curated record